Molecule: messenger RNA, 788 nt
Organism: Trichoplusia ni (cabbage looper)
Lineage: Eukaryota; Metazoa; Arthropoda; Insecta; Lepidoptera; Noctuidae
Product: succinate dehydrogenase assembly factor 4, mitochondrial-like
Exons: 2
Coding region: 86-436 (116 amino acids)
Biological process (GO): mitochondrial respiratory chain complex II assembly
Cellular component (GO): mitochondrion
Source: RefSeq, a predicted model, not a curated record
UUGCUUUCAUUUUACUCAAAUUUCAGAGCUGUCAAGAAAAUUUUAAUAUUUUUAGUUUGUUGUGAGGCGUAAUUUUAAUUUCAUCAUGUCUCGCCUAUGUAAUUUAAAAGUUUUGGUACCAAAAAAUUUAUCAUUUAGAAGUGCCCUAAGGUUAACUCACACCACACCUGAAGCAGAAGAACAGCCGGAAACAGUACAGGAACCUAAAAAACCUCAAUCCAAGAGAAUGGCAGAAUUUAAGAAAAAGUUGAGGGAGACCACUUCUAUUGACGACCUUGGAACACAACCAUUAAUGCACCCUCAACAGAAAGAAGACCCCUUGCCUGCAUGGCCCAAUGACACAAAUCCAUAUACAGGUGAAGUGGGUGGACCCCGAGGUCCAGAACCUACUAGAUAUGGAGACUGGGAAAGGAAGGGCCGGUGUUCUGAUUUCUAAAAUAGCUUUUAGUAAUGUGAUUAAAAAUUAUUAUGCUGUGUAGUCAAAAUUAGUUGUUGUUUAAAUGUGAUUUGUUAGUACCUCAAUACAUAAUUUUAGGUAUGUGAUACUAAAAACAGAAUGUAGGUGUAGGUACUAGACAAUUUAUUCAUGACUUGAAUUCUGGAGUGAUUAGUUAAUGUUGCAGAUUUCUAUCUUGCCACAUUCCAUCAGUAGAUUACUAUUAUAAUUUUAGGUCUACCUUCAGUCUAAUUUAAAAUCUUCAAACAAUAUCUAUUAGAAUUGUCAUUAUUCUCUUCAAUAUUGGUAUGUAAUGAUGUGUGUCUCUAGGAGUAGAUACUUAAAAGAUUUC